Molecule: messenger RNA, 4205 nt
Organism: Pygocentrus nattereri (red-bellied piranha)
Lineage: Eukaryota; Metazoa; Chordata; Actinopteri; Characiformes; Serrasalmidae
Gene: fscn1b
Product: fascin actin-bundling protein 1b
Exons: 6
Coding region: 16-1560 (514 amino acids)
Biological process (GO): actin filament bundle assembly; establishment or maintenance of cell polarity; cell migration
Cellular component (GO): ruffle; filopodium; microvillus
Molecular function (GO): actin filament binding; protein-macromolecule adaptor activity
Source: RefSeq, a predicted model, not a curated record
GUAUCGCGGUGCUUCAUGGUGAGGGUCGCCAGUUCGCCACGAUACAUCAAGCAGCCGCGCUCCUCUCCUCCUCCUCCGGUCAUGGCCGCUCCGGACGCCCCCGGCGAGCCCCUGGUGAUCCGCCUGGGCCUCAUCAACGCCGAGAACAAGUACCUGACAGCCGAGGCGUUCGGCUUCAGCAUCAACGCGUCCGCCGCCUCCAUGAAGAAGAAGCAGGUGUGGACGCUGGAGCACGCGGGCGACGCGGACUGCAGCUGCGUGCUGCUGCGCAGCCACCUGGGCCGCUACCUGGCGUGCAACGCGGACGGCGUGGUGACCGCGGAGCGCGAGCGGCCCGAAGCGGACUGCCGCUUCGCGGUGCUCGCGCAUGACGACGGCCGCUGGUCGCUGCGCUCCGAUGUCCACACGCGAUUCUACCUGGGCGGCGCCGAGGACCGCGUGGCGGGCGUGGCGGACCCUGCGGCCAAGUGGAGCGUGCACCUGGCCGUGCACCCGCAGGUCAGCGUGUACAGCACCUCGCGCAAGCGCUACGCGGGCGUGCGCGCGGGCCAGCUGGCCACGGACCGCGACGCGCCGUGGGGCGUGGACGCGCUGCUCACGCUCGUCUACGCCGAGCGCCGCUACCACCUGCAGACGCACGACGGCCGCUUCCUGAGCGCGAGCGGGAAGCUGCUGGACGGACCGCCCGCCGCAGCCAGCACCGGGUUCACGCUGGAGUUCCGCGCGGGCGCCGUGGCCUUUAGAGACGCCGCCGGGGCGUACCUCGCGCCCUCCGGGCCCGCGGGAGCGCUCAAGGCGGGCAAGAGCGCGCGCGCCGGCAAGGACGAGCUAUUCGUGAUGGAGCGGAGCCGCGCGCAGGUCGCGCUCACCGCCAGCAACGGCAGGAACGUGUCCACGCGCCAAGGGGUGGAUCUGUCAGCCAAUCAGGAUGAAGAGUCGGAUCAGGAGGUGUUCCAGAUGGAGAUGGAUCGGGAGACAAAGCGCUGUGCGCUUAGGUGCUACAGCGGCAAGUACUGGAGCCUUGCGCCCAAUGGAGCCAUCCAGUGCACUGCGUCUGCCAAAUCAGCCAGCUGCUUCUUUGACCUGGAGUGGAAAGACUCGAAGGUCAGUCUCAAGGCCAGUAACGGCAAAUACCUGACAGCCAAGAAGAACGGUCAGCUGACAGCAUCGGUGGACUCUGCAGGUGAUCAGGAGCAGUUUGUUCUGAAGCUCAUCAACAGGCCUUUGAUCGUGCUGCUUGGGGAGCAUGGCUUCAUCGGCUGCCGUAAGCAAGGCACCGGAACUCUGGACUGCAACCGCUCGUCCUACGACGUCUUCCAGUUAGAGUAUAACAACAAUGCCUACAGCCUGCGGGACUCGACGGGGAAGUACUGGACAGUGGAGGCGGACGGAACAGUCGUGAGCAGCAGUGGCACUCCAGUCUAUUUCCACUUUGAGUUCUGCGAUUACAACAAAGUGGCCAUUAAGACCCAGGAGGGCUUUUAUCUGAAGGGAGACCAUGCUGGGGUGCUCAAGGCCAAUGCACAGGGCAUCGAAAAAGCCUCUCUGUGGGAGUAUUGAUAGACACGCACAAAGAAUCUCAACAUAAACAUCUCUACACUCAUCCAUUACUAUAAAAUACCGCUUACACACCUUUCAGUAUCUCAUUACGUGAACCAUUUUAGAACGUAAGCCAUUGAAACUACAACGGCAGACACAGUACAAGCACACAAUGGCAGUUUUUAAUGUGAAUACAAAGCACAAGCAGUUUAGAGACACAAGAUAGAUUCUCAGAAAAAGCACAUAACAUGAUUAUACUGCAUAUAUAACAUGCUCUAUAGAUAUUUAUAUAUGGACAACUGGAAGUGCUUAUAAGGCAAGGAUAGACGCAUCCAUGCUCCGCCCACAAAUGAGCGCUCACGUAGCUACAGUCGCUAGGUUGGACAAGCUUUACAGGAUGUAAAUGUGGCUUUUUCGAUUUUCAUUAAGAUCUAAAGAUUUCGCCUCUAUUUAUCUCUAUUCAUUGUUCUCAGCAAACAAACUUUAUUGCUUAACUCGCUUGUGAAAAUAUUGUCUGUAAAUCUCUUGGUAACUGAGUAGCUUCGGCCAUGGCACAGUAUCUAGUCCUACAGGUUACAAUGUUAACCUAGCUUGCUAGCAUGUUUAACAGCUAAAGCCUGUCAACUUUCUGCUUAAUAUAUCAAUCACACGUUUAUCUUUAAAGCUGCACUAUGUAAGAUUUGGAGAUUUGGAGACAUCUCUGGUGGAAAUGUGUAACUGCAUGCAACAUGUAGCUUAAGACCCCAUCUCUGAGAGGAUGAAUCUGACAUUUGCACAUGCAUUAAAAGAGAAUUCAGUCGAAACUUGGUGAAGGAUGCGUCUUCCGAGGAUGUGAGUGAAUUGUCCAUUAUUGUCAUCAUAUCUUUAUUAGUAUAAUGUUGAGUUUAAACUUGAGUCCUUAGUUGUUACUAGUUAAGACAUGGCUCAAUGAUUUGUGGUGCAACAAAAUGUAAUAAAAUGAUAGUUUAAAACGAGCUAGUGUUACCUAAAGAUUACUAAAGAUUUUCCGCACAAACUGGUCCAAUCCAGUCCAGGUCCUCAACGGAUCAAUCCACGUAUGUUUCACAUUGAAAUCAAGUUAAAUACACCAGUAAUUAAAUGUGAAUUUUCAUGGUCAUUUUAAAAUGACAUCCAUGCAGUCUUUUAGAAAUGAGGCCUGGAUCUUUCAGAACAGUGUGAACUUGCACACGUAUAGAAAAUAAAAAUAAUUAUAGGUGUUUAACGGAAUCUCUGGAGCCCGAAUUUCUCAUUGAGGCCACCCAAGUGCACCCACCAGGCAAACAUGAACAAACACAGAUUGUUUUGUUGUGCUAUAACAUUAUACGCCAUUGUCCGGUUGGUGUGCUGCCUUUAUCUUGAAUGAAAUGAAUGGAAUUUUUGCUCGUCCAAACUUAGUAACAGUAGCUAUGAAAGAGCGCUCAUGUUCAUCUAACAUCAGUUGUCCAUUAGCCACCACCUAGAUUUGCCAAACCAGUGAACGGACUGAGUUUACAUUGCUUAGAUCUCACUGCCGUCAGUUAUUUUCAAGACCACAUGUGGUGACCUCUACAGACCCAAAGCUGGGCUCUCAUUCAUCUGGAGAAACCUGGAGAAAUGCUUCAAAGAAUACUUGAUAAUCCCAUUUGCUGCUCACUUCCAUGCAGGCUGUCUGUCUGCGGCGAGAUUACAGCUGCCUCAGAUUAAAAGUAGUGUAAUUCUUGUAGAUUAACAUAAGCCCUCUGAGCUACCCUACCAAAGGGUUCUGAGCCAUUUGACCUAUAUGUAUACUGUGCGUACAGUAUCUAUGAUGUACUUUACGGAAUACGCUGUACGCCUGGUGCUAACAGCAUGAUACGCUUGCUGUUCUUAAACAUAAACGCUAGUUAAUGACCUGAUGUGAUCGGCUGCCUUAUCAGUAAUCAUGACAUCAUAACGGCAUUAUGACGUGCUGCGCUAUCGCUCUAUAACCGACAUAAGCUAGUCUGUAAGUAUUAAACAAGUGUUAAAGGAGCCAUUUGUGUUCCAUUGUGAGGAACAAGCAAUAUUUAUAUGCAACAUUCAAAAGCUUUGCGAAUACUGAUGGGUUCAUUACAACAUCCUAACUGGAAAGUCAGCAGUGUGCUAACGCUAUAAAGACUGGCGGUGAACUCCUUCUCGUCCGCCCUUCCGAGAUAAGGACUGUGUCCUGAACCAAAAACAUAUUUAGUUGUGAACGGCUGCUCAUCUGCUAAUGAGGUCAUGUUUUAAAUAGCAGCGCAGCAGCAGCUCGGAAAGUUCUGGGAGAACAUGGCAGUUCACCUGAGAGAGCUCCUCCAGCCGAACGAUACGCCCACACACAUACAAAUGCACGCAAAUCAUGCACUUCAUUUGUUUAUCAGACAUUUGUGCCGUCUGCGAGCUUCGGUUGCUGCCCCUACUAAACCAACAUGUAUCGCAAUGAAGGAACCAGAGUGUACUCUAGUGUUUGCUUAAUGGCCGUAUUUUCAUCUGCACAGUUGUGUCUAAAGCUUUACCCCUUCCUGAAUGUAUACGAGGAAAGGAAGUGACUGGAAAGUGUUUGUGCCUUUUUCCAAGUAGCACAAAAAAAAAUGCUGUUUCUCAAAAGGCCUCUUGGUGUUUUUCUCUCUCCAUGUACCAUGUGUGAAGUCAAAGACCAAUAAAGUUAAAGAGUCAAACUCUUCCAAACA